CGUAUUAUGUCAAUCACAUUGCAAGGACAACACAAUGGGAAAGACCUAUGCAGAGCACGGCUAGCAAUAAUGAAAACCAGGAACAAAGAGUUCUCGACUCGGCUGUAGAAUUUGAACGUAGAUUCCAUUUCACUGAAGAUACCGAAAAUGAUACCAGGAGAAAUUCAACAGUCAGCAUUAAUAACCAGGAUGUAGUGGAAACGUCACAAACACCACCCCCGCCACCGGAAACGGGUGAAGACGCGGUCGUAGUAGAUGGCGUCAUUGAAAAUCGCGUUGACUCCGAUCUGCAUCAACAUCGUCGUCACAGUCGCCGUUCGUCCGACGGGGCUACAACGACGCCCCCUCAUCCGGAGGUUGCAAUCGUCGUUCCCAACGGAUCGACAACCUCUAGUGCCUCCGCGUCGGACAACGGCGUUAGUUCGUCUAGCGAUGACGAUGAUUCAGAUGCGAACGAAGAGUGUGAACAAUGUCGUCGACAGCGUCGUAGACGUCGACGGGGGCGCGCACCACCCCCCAUCGUAGAAGCCGUGAACGGUGAUGAUGACCAGUACGACGAGAACGAAGAUACAACAGACACGUCUACAACUGCUUCAAGAAGGGACUCGACAACUUCAAAUGCCAGUAGCGUGGCACAAAACAAUUUACAGAAUUUAAGCGAGGGUUUACCGUCAGGAUGGACGAUGCAGUUGGCACCCAAUGGUCGGUGGUUCUUCAUCGAUCACAACGAACGUACCACCACGUGGGUCGAUCCCCGAACCGGACGAGCGAGUCCUAUGCCCAAUCAGAAUACCGCACCAGUUACCAACAGAAGACCGGACGACGACUUGGGACCACUUCCGGAAGGAUGGGAAGAGCGCGUCCAUAGUGAUGGUCGGAUCUUUUUUAUAGAUCACAACACAAGAACUACACAGUGGGAUGACCCACGAUUAUCUAAUCCUAAGAUUGCUGGUCCUGCAAUACCUUACUCUAGAGACUAUAAGAGGAAAUAUGAGUUUAUGAAGAUGCAAUUAAAAAAACCGACAAACGUUCCCAAUAAAUUCGAAAUAAAGGUUAGAAGAAAUAAUAUUCUGGAAGACUCCUACGUAGCAAUAACGACGGUGCCUAGGGUGGAUUUGUUAAAGACGAAAUUAUGGAUAGAAUUCGAGGCAGAAGUAGGUCUGGAUUAUGGAGGCCUAGCCCGAGAAUGGUUUUACCUUUUAUCGAAAGAAAUGUUCAAUCCGUACUAUGGACUUUUCGAAUAUUCUGCAAUGGACAAUUAUACUCUACAAAUAAAUCCGUUUUCAGGGAUGUGCAAUGAAGAACACUUAAAUUAUUUCAAGUUUAUUGGACGGGUGGCAGGUAUGGCUGUGUAUCAUGGAAAACUAUUAGAUGCAUUUUUUAUUAGACCGUUUUAUAAGAUGAUGUUAAAUAAACCGAUUGAUAUCAAAGAUAUGGAAUCGGUCGACAGUGAAUAUUACAAAUCACUUUUAUGGAUAAAAGAAAAUGACCCAUCCGACCUAGGUUUGACCUUCGCAGUUGACGAAGACUCCUUCGGACAGACAUCACAACACGAACUGAAAACCGAUGGCGCAAACAUUCCCGUAGAUAAUUCUAAUAAGGACGAAUACAUUCAGUGUGUGAUUAAAUGGAGGUUCGUCGAAAGGGUGCAGCCUCAGAUGAACGCGUUCUUGGAAGGUUUCAGUGACUUAUUGCCCCUCCACGCUAUCAUGAUUUUUGACGAGCACGAACUCGAGCUACUCAUGUGUGGCAUUCAAAAUGUGGACGUGAAAGACUGGAAACAAAACACUGUCUACAAGGGCGAUUAUCACGCAAAUCACAUUAUAAUCCAAUGGUUCUGGAGGGUGGUUUUGUCAUUUUCGAACGAGAUGCGCUCGAGGCUGUUGCAAUUCGUCACAGGAACUUCCCGGGUACCAAUGAACGGAUUUAAAGAACUGUACGGUAGUAAUGGCCCCCAGCUGUUUACCAUUGAGAAGUGGGGCACUCCAGAUAAUUACCCCAGAUCUCACACAUGCUUCAAUCGGUUAGAUUUACCCCCUUAUGAUAGUUACCAGCAGCUACGAGACAAAUUAAUAAAAGCUAUUGAAGGUUCGCAAGGUUUUGCAGGAGUCGAUUAAGUAAACUUAACAGAAACAACUAAUAAAAAA
Molecule: messenger RNA, 2147 nt
Organism: Agrilus planipennis (emerald ash borer)
Lineage: Eukaryota; Metazoa; Arthropoda; Insecta; Coleoptera; Buprestidae
Product: E3 ubiquitin-protein ligase Nedd-4
Exons: 11
Coding region: 48-2117 (689 amino acids)
Biological process (GO): regulation of dendrite morphogenesis
Molecular function (GO): sodium channel inhibitor activity; ubiquitin-protein transferase activity; protein binding
Source: RefSeq, a predicted model, not a curated record